Messenger RNA from Oldenlandia corymbosa var. corymbosa, 2289 nucleotides. NCBI's taxonomy places the organism in Eukaryota, Viridiplantae, Streptophyta, Magnoliopsida, Gentianales, Rubiaceae. The record is from the annotation of a GenBank genome assembly.
UGUACUAUCAUAAUGCCCAAUUUGAUUUUGUGGACGGAAGGUCAAUGAAAUGGGAAACAUGUUCCUCCAAAACUAAAAUGCAGCGCAUACGCAUAAUUCACGCCUUUGCUUCAGUGCUCUAAGGCGCAUAAAUCAAACCCAGAAACAACCACGCCUUUUAACCCCCCUGUUAAGCCAAUCUUGGCCAACAGAACGACAUCGUCCUGAGACUCUUCUUCCCAGUUUCCCAUAAACCCAGAAAAAAAUCUCAGCAGAUUAUCAUCUUUCUCGUCCACUCACUAACAAAAUCACAGAACCUCCAUAAACUUUAACAGUUGAAAGCUUCAUCAGUCAAUCACCUUAUGUAAAAUCUUUAUGUGUUGCUUAAAGAAUUCGUAAACUAAAAUCUUAUUGAAAUGGCCAUUUUGGCUACACUACCAGGGAACCACCACCACCUUUUCUCAAACUUACCCACCACCCCGCCACCACCGUCGUCCUCCAAUCCACCACCUCCGCCGCCGCGUCCACCCAUCCCAAUACCCAAAUAUCCUCCCCUCUCAAAAUCUAGAAAACCCCUGACUCCCAAUUCUCCAGAAAACCCAGGUUUCAAAACCCAUCACCAUAACUCCAAGUACUACAAGCCAGUCAAGCCUGGCCAUGUCAUUGCCGACGACGGCCACCGGUCAGUCGUCGUUGGGGAGAAUGGGGUCUCCUACCGCCUCCCUGGAGCCCCAUUUGAUUUCCAAUUCAGCUACUCUGAAACCCCACAAGCUAAGCCUUUGGGUAUUAGAGAGCCGGCGUUUUUGCCAUUCGCUCCGCCGUCUAUGCCCCGGCCUUGGACCGGAAAAGCUCCGAUGAAGAAGUCCAAGAGGAAUAUUAAGCUAUUUGAGCAGAAGGGUAUCACUCCGUUGGGCAGUAAUGAAGUACACAGAGUGAGACAUUAUGAGUUGUUGAAAGCUUAUGAAUUGGGGCAGUAUACUAAUAAUAAGCCUAGAGAAAAAGUAUUGGGGGCGCCUUUAACCAAGUCUGAGAUUAGGGAUCUUUUGAAGCCUUGCAUUUCCAGCAACAGACAAGUUAAUUUAGGUCGGGAUGGAUUGACACAUAAUAUGUUGGAGUUGAUACAUACACAUUGGAGAAGGGAACCUGUUUGUAAAGUUCGCUGUCUAGGGGUUCCAACUGUAGAUAUGGACAAUGUGUGCCGUUGUCUUGAGGAGAAGACUGGUGGAAAAAUCAUACGUAGAGUUGGCGGUGUCGUAUAUAUUUUUCGUGGUCGAUAUUAUAACCCCGGCACAAGGCCCCGGUUGCCUGUAAUGUUAUGGAAACCAGCAACACCUGUUUAUCCAAAGCUCAUUCAAGAUGCUCCUGAAGGUUUAACCAAAGAAGAAGCUGAUGAGUUGCGUAUGAAGGGGAAGAAAUUACUCCCAAUUUGUAAAUUAGCCAAAAACGGAGUAUAUGUCUACCUGGUGAGGGAUGUCAGAAUUGCUUUCGAAGGAUGUGCGUUGGUGAAGAUUGACUGCAAGGGACUUCAUGCCAGUGAUUACAAGAAAAUUGGUGCUAAGCUAAAGGAAUUGGUUCCUUGUGUCCUGCUAUCCUUUGAUGAUGAGCAAAUCUUGAUGUGGAGGGGUAAAGAUUGGAAGUCAAUCUACAGUUAUGCUGCUCCGGCCAUAGGCCCUAGUAUCGAUGAUAUUGCAGAUCGUCCGAAUGUGUCAGAUUCUACUGCUUGUGAGUUCCAAAACUCUGAUCCAGUACCAGUGAAUUCAAGCCCUAAAAUGAUGUCCUUGUGGAAAAGUGCAAUUGAAUCGGGGAAGGCGUUAUUGCUAGGUGCCACUAACCUUGAUCCAGAUGAACUGUUGGAGAAAGUAGAGGAAUUCAACAGUGUUUCACAGGUGGUCGAGCACUCAUAUCCAGCAACGAUCGUGUCUGUUGAACAAGCUCCUCUUGAUUCGAGGGAUCAACAGGAUGGUGACAUUAUGGAUGAAGAAUAUCCAAGCGACGAAGAUGAAAACUGGCCAGAAGAUAAAAUUCUCAUGAAUAAAGUGUUCGAUGGGGUAGAAUCAUAUGUUCCUUUUGGAUCAUUGCCUAUUGAUUCACUUACAGAACAAUUCAGUGACACUGAAUAACAAUGUAAUGCUUUUAUGUAAAUUAACCAGCAAUAUAGAGAUGUACAGCUCUAUGAGAUGUCUUUCUUUCCAUCUCGUCUAUUUCUGUCAAUGGCAGUAAUAUUAAUAUUAAUAGGAAGAGGGUUUUUUCCAUUUUGUACAUGAUCAUAUUAUUACUAUAUGCAUUAACGAAACCAAAGUCUUCCAAAAC